Messenger RNA from Symsagittifera roscoffensis, 1883 nucleotides. Its product is annotated as UDP-glycosyltransferase UGT4-like. NCBI's taxonomy places the organism in Eukaryota, Metazoa, Xenacoelomorpha, Acoela, Convolutidae. The record is from RefSeq and is a predicted model, not a curated record. Gene Ontology annotation, molecular function: UDP-glucosyltransferase activity. The transcript is spliced from 4 exons. The coding region runs from base 258 to 1820 and encodes 520 amino acids.
ACACUUGAACUAUUUGGCGAACAUCAAACUGGGUGCAAACUCUUUUAUUGAUAGCUUGAGUAGCCUAAUUUGUACUGUUGAACCGUUUGUUAGCCAGGUUUUGUAGUGAUUGUGCUCUCUCAUAUUUGACUAAUCAACAAGGGUUGAUAUUUCCAAAUAAUUAUCUGAAAGGCUUGUUUCCAUGCCAGAAAAAAAAUUCAUUGAGGACUAGUAGAUUGGACUAGUUUAAUUUUGAUAAAUUUCGAGCACCUCCUAAAAUGCGACAUUUUGUCCUCGUUUCUGUACUGUUGGCACUUUCAGCUUUGGUGUCUUCUAACGAAGUUAAGACGCAAAUAAGCAAACACGUUGCUAUCGUAUCAGGAUGUGAUUCUCACUUGUAUAUAGUCAUUCCUACCGCCUAUGCGCUGCUUCGCAAGACGACAGCGGGAAAGUACCGAGUCACCUUUGUAACGGGGUCCGAGUGCAAGAAGACAGUGGAGAAUCUGGGAUCCGAUGUCGUUCACCAUGACUCGGGUUUGUGGUUGCAUCCGAACUACGACACCAGUAUUUCAACAGCUGAAUACUACGAAAACAUCACCGUCGGAUCAGUGAUUCACCCGUAUAGAGCCAUGCAGUCAUUGGCUAAAGAAGACAAACCUGAUCUGAUCAUCGCGGAGUCCUUCAGCGUCGGAGCUUCAAUUGUUGCUGAAACACAAAAUAUCCCCCUUCUGUUUCACUACACACCUGGGAUAUCCCACAUUGUCACGUGGCUAGGAGGUUCAGAUAUUUCAGUUGGUGCCUUCCAACAUGUAGACCCCAAAACGACCCCUAUGUUUAUUCAGAGAUUGGUCGCGACAGUUUUUUUCAGCGUUGAGAUUUUGUUAUCCGACUACUUUUGCAAACCUGGUGCAGCUGUGUUUGAGAAGAUUAGACGCGAAAUGGGUCUCAACGACUCCUAUGACAACUAUGAACAUGUCAUUAGUUCGUUUCCUUCGUUUUCAGCUGUCGGCGAACCCAUCUCUCAGAUGUUCGAUGUACCUCCGAACAAGUUCACACUCACUGGACUCCUGCCAUCUCCCCCCGAAACAAUGCGAGUGCCAGAUGAGUUGAAAGACUUCCUCGAGCAAAGCCCAAAGCCAGUGCUUUAUGUAUCAAUGGGAACCUACUUCGUCUUCUCAGACCAAACAUUUGAGCGUGUCAAGAACUUUCUCGAGUCCCAGGAGCUCUUCAAUGUCGUGUGGUCUCAUAGAAAGUACAGCACAACACGUCAUCCCAUUAAAGACAGAACGAAAAUGAUCAUUCUGAAAAAAGUACCUCAAAAGUUCGUUCUCAAACACGAAAAAGUGCGAGCGUUUCUUUCGCAUUGUGGCAUUAGCUCAGUCAUAGAGGGUUUAUCUGCCGGUGUUGCUUUCUUGGGAGCACCCCAAGGCAGAGAUCAAUUCUACCUCUCGGCUCGGGUUGCCAGUGCCGGUUUAGGCUUAGAAAUUGGCCGAACUCCAAACGAACCAUCUUUAAGAGAAGGGAUCGAAAAACUGCACAGAAACUUGAAUCAAUACACAAAAAAUGUACAAAAUGUAUACAAACAAAUGUCCAGGGAGUCGGUUCAGAAGUUGGAGAACUUGGUUGACUCAUUGAUUUCGAAAGGAGGUUCUUCCAAGUUUGAUCCUUCGGAGAGUUUAAUUUGGUCGUGGAAUCAAGCUCUGACACAUGUGCUGAUGGUGCUGAUUGCAGCUCUGACCAUUCUACUUUACUUAAUCAAACUAGUCAUGCUUCUUGCCGUGAGAUUAAUCGACUGGCUCUUUUUCUCAGAGCAAGAACUCAAAAAGCCAAAAACUAAUUGAGAGAUUUUUACUCUAACAGCUAAACAUAUUUAUUCUUAGUAAAUAAUUCAAAAUAUAAAUUGA